Molecule: messenger RNA, 854 nt
Organism: Anarrhichthys ocellatus (wolf-eel)
Lineage: Eukaryota; Metazoa; Chordata; Actinopteri; Perciformes; Anarhichadidae
Product: H-2 class II histocompatibility antigen, E-S beta chain-like
Exons: 6
Coding region: 52-801 (249 amino acids)
Biological process (GO): antigen processing and presentation; immune response
Cellular component (GO): membrane; MHC class II protein complex
Source: RefSeq, a predicted model, not a curated record
ACAGCAGCUCUCAGUCACACUUUGUCAGAGUUUGUUGGUGAACAGAAGAACAUGGCUUCAUCCUUCCUCAGCGUGUUCCUCCUCUUCAUCGGCCUCCACGCAGCAGGUGGAUUCAUGGAGUUUGUAAUGGACCGUUGUGUCUUUAACUCCACUGAUCUGAAGAACAUCGAGUACAUCAGGUCUUAUUAUUACAACAAGUUAGAAGACAUCAAGUUCAGCAGCAGUGUGGGGAGGUAUGUUGGAUUCACUGAGCACGGAGUGAAGAACGCUGAGAACUGGAACAAGGACCCUUCAGAACUGGGUAGGAUGAGGGCUGAGAAGGAGAGGUACUGUCUACACAACAUUAAGAUCUGGUACGACAACGCUCUGACUAAGUCAGCUCAGCCCUACGUGUUUCUGAGCAGCGCGACGCCCUCUGGUGGUAAACACUCGUCCAUGCUGGUCUGCAGCGUCUUCGACUUCUACCCCCAGAACAUCAAGGUGAGCUGGAUCAGAGACGGACAGCCAGAGACCGCCGGGGUCACUUCUACCGAUGAGCUGGCAGACGGUGAUUGGUACUACCAGACCCACUCUCACCUGGAGUACACGCCCAGGUCUGGAGAGAAGAUCUCCUGUGUGGUGGAGCACAUCAGCCUGAGUAAACCUCUGGUUACCGACUGGGACCCGUCCAUGCCCGAGCCUGAGAGAAACAAGAUCGCCAUCGGAGCCUCAGGACUGAUCCUGGGUCUGACCUUAUCUCUGGCUGGAUUCAUCUACUACAAGAGGAAGGCCCGAGGACGGAUUCUGGUUCCCAGUAACUGAGCCUGGUCCUGGUCUUGGUCUUGGUUCUGGUCCUGCUGUUUGUCAGAUGGAAG